Molecule: messenger RNA, 1939 nt
Organism: Anneissia japonica
Lineage: Eukaryota; Metazoa; Echinodermata; Crinoidea; Comatulida; Comatulidae
Exons: 4
Coding region: 319-807 (162 amino acids)
Source: RefSeq, a predicted model, not a curated record
CAGGUUUUAAAUAUGUUUCUUUAUAUCUGUUUAAUACUACAAGGGUUUCUUUCAAUCGUUUACAGUGAAGGCCUACUUGACGUAGGACUAUUCUUCUUUUAAUGCAGCCUGUGCCGAUUUUUUUUUGGGGUCGUCACACUAUCAAGCUACAUUUGUGGAAGCAACUUGCAUUCAGAAUUCAAAAGCUGGAACGAAGUCACGUGUCAGCAAACGGACUAUCAACUUGUGAGCAUAACUACUUUAGAUGAAAACAAUGCAAUCCUCAAUUCCUUUGAAAACUGUACUCACGGAGACUACGCCAUCGGAUUAUCACGCCAGAUGGGAAUGCCGAGAGAAGAUGACAGCAGUUGGAACUGGGAAUCUGGUGAGACUGUGAACCUGCUAAACUGGGGUAAUAAUCAACCAAACCUUCAAGACAGUAAGUCCGCAGGAGUGUACAUGACGACUCUGGAAUCCUAUUCCUAUGUACCUGGCAAAUGGCACGACCUUGAGAAUACCUUUCAAAUAGGGUUACAUACUGGUAGUCUUGGAUAUGGAUAUAUUUGUGAAAAAUCAGUGAUAACAACCCCAAAUUUAUCCACGACUGCAGCAAAGCAGUCAUUUACCAGUGGUUUACAGUCGAGUUUCACUUAUCGCAGACCAACAAUAAUAUCAACCACAGUAGGAAUAACUGGAGGAACCAAGGAAAGAACUGAUAUCAGUAAUGGACCAUUUACAAAAGCUAACGCAGAUAAAGAUGAAAGUUUCGUGAUCGAUUAUUUUGCAAGUCAAAGAUCAAAACGAACCAGGAAUUUACGAGUGAUUUAGUUGAGGUUAUACCGUGUGAUAUAUACAGUAUCAGUUUGGAUAAUGGUCAGCUUCUAUGUGUUGAAAACACACAAAAACUAAAAAGACAUCCACGUACUACUGAAGUUCAAGUUGAAGUUGAAGUUGAAUGUAAUAAUAAGCCAUUAUACGUGAAUCAUAGCAUAAAUGGGCAUGCCAGAAAGCGUCCAAAUGAUAACGAAUGUAGAAAAAAAUCAGAUUACGAACAACAUCAAGAAGAGGAAAUGGUAAAAGUGUAUGCUGAGAUUACAGGCGACAGUGAACGAAAAGUGUACGAACCUCAGUCAAUUCAUUCGGAAAGACUUUAAAAUUCAUCAGAUUAAACGAAUGAUAUAGAGAUGCACCCUACAAAAAGACUUGUGCCAUUGUAGCUACUGCGGUAGAUUAUAAGGAGAAAACUUAAAGAUGCCUUAAACAUAAACAUGAAAACCAGAAAAAUGAAACAACAAAGUGAAAGAUUAUCUUCGAUUUCAAAAAUGUCUUAAAAUAUGAAGGACCCCUUUGCAAUUCAAAUAAAACAUUUAAUAUUUAGAGAAACAUUACAAUUUUCACUGAUUUACAGACCUUUCAGUACCAAAACCAGCAUGCCCGUACGCAGUGGGGAGAGGUGGGACGGGUGCAUACGCAACCCCCCCCCCCCACCAAUUACUAAAGGUCCACAUUUUUUAACUCACUUCAGACCUAUCAGAGAAGUUUCCAACUAGACAAGCAACGACUUUUAACUGUCCAUAAAGAUUUUUGAGGAAUUUGAGUGUUUUCCCCACCGCUUGCAUGUCAAUGAUUCACUGCGAACAAACUCAUCUUCCUUCUAUGUUUCACUAAAAUCAUCUUUAGUUUUGCUUGGAAAUCAUUUUGAUACAGCAGGGACGGAUUUAGACCUUCGCACAGUUCGCCAUGGUGAAUGUCAGAACAACAAAAAUAUAAUACACAAAGAAUCGUCAAAAACAAUACAGAAAGAUUAUUGGUUGCCUAGACUAAUAUAUCAGAUUAUUGUGCGAUUGUCAGUAAAGCACUGGCUCCUCUACCCAACGUCCAGCCACAGUAGCAGCAGCGAUGAAGGAAUGUGAUGAUGACAUUUUCCUUAAUGCGGUGGUGCUCCCCCCAACCCUAAAUU